Messenger RNA from Adelges cooleyi (spruce gall adelgid), 2378 nucleotides. Its product is annotated as solute carrier family 35 member G1. Lineage: Eukaryota; Metazoa; Arthropoda; Insecta; Hemiptera; Adelgidae. Bases 825 to 1847 code for a protein of 340 amino acids. The transcript has a single exon. The record is from RefSeq and is a predicted model, not a curated record. Gene Ontology annotation, cellular component: membrane.
UAUUUGAACAGUGAUUUCGCGUUAAAUCAGUAAAAUAAAUUGGAACUUCAUUCAUAAUGUGUAGCUAAGUGUGUUUGGUGAAAAUCUAUUAAAUCUUAAACAGUCUGAGUCCCGAUGGUCAUUGGAGGGUUUACAUACUACAGGCAUAGAUUUAAUACAUAUGUAUUUAAUCUAUGCUACAGGCUAUAAUAUUAUGGUCUUUGCACUGAGCGUAAAUUGUGUAAAAAACAGAUUAUUUUGUGAAACGUGAACAUUAAUUACUGAUAAGUGUAUUUUAUUAUUACUUUGCAAGUCAAAUUUCAAAGGCUUGUUAUGAUAAACCAAGGUUAACACAAUAUCUUCUAUUUACAUUGAUAAUAAACUAGUAAAAAGGUAUUCCAGCAAAUUUCCUAGCAGAUAACAACCCCUCAGUUUGUCGGAUACCACUUGCCAUUGGUUAAAUACGACCAAUAGGAAGAGUAGUAGUACUUUUUUGUAAGAUAUCUAACCUAACUCGUGGUAGCGGGCGCCGGGCAAAAGCUAAUGCGUGAAACGCACCAAAACUUGUAAGCUCUCAAAACACCUAUCUUUUAUGAUAUCAUGAUUCAUGAAUCAUCCUUAAGGUAGCCCAGCCAUGACCUAUCACCUAAGUCCUAACCAUGAAAAUUGUGUAAAACAAUUGAUGUUUUUCAAUCAUAACUGUUUAAACGAUGAUGCCAUAAAAAGUUGAAUUGUUCAAAAAUUAAAUUAAUUAUUUUACAUAAAUAUUUUAAAUUAAUACCUACCUUACCUGUUUAACAGACGGAUUCUCAAUAUUAUUCGGUGUUUUUUUUUUGUAUUGUACAAUGUUUACGGAUGUGAAAUUAGAGCAAAGUUUGGUUGUGAUCUCAGGAACUCCAGCAUCAAAUUCACCAGCAACACCCACAGAUUCGCCGCGAUCAAAACCUCAAGUAAACUAUUUGGGCCUGUUAUUGGCUGCAGUAUCUUCAUUGUUCUUUUCGCUUACCUCUUUAAUUGUCAAAUGGCUACACGAUGUGGACCCGUUGGAACUAGCAACUGUACGUUUUGUUGGAAUUUUGCUGCCUACAUUACCUAUCCUAAUCUAUAAACGACAGCAUCCGUUUCCUAAAGGCAAACGUCUCAUGUUAUUACUGCGCUCUUUUUGUGGAGCAACUGCACUUACCCUGACUUACUAUGCAUUUAGACUUAUGCCUCUUGCUGAUGCGUCGGCUAUUGUGUUCAGCGUCCCGAUAGUGGUAGCAGUAUUUGCUAGAAUAUUUCUUAAAGAGCCAUGUGGGCUCUUUCACUAUUUUGCAUUAUUUCUAACUAUGAUAGGAGUGAUAAUGAUAGCCAGACCACCAAUUUUAUUCAAUGAAUCUAUGGAGCACUAUAAUUUCUUUGGACCUUUAGCAGCCAUAGUAUCGACUAUAUUUGCAGCUGUUGUGUAUAUACUCCUUAGAGCUUUGAAGGAUGUUCAUUUUACUGUUACCAUGGUGUGUUUUGCUAGUUACUCUAUUAUACAGACAUCAAGCAUGGCUUGGGCAUUAGACAAAUUGAGCUGGCCAAAAUGUGGAACUGAAAGAGUUCUAUUUGUCACUUUGGGAUUGUGUAGUUUUGCCGGACAAGCAUUGUUAACCUUAGCUGCCCAACUCGAAGAAGCAGGAUUGGUAGCCAUUGCAAGAUCAGUCGACGUUGUUUUUGCUUUCGCGUGGCAAAUUAUAUUCUUUAAUGAAAUACCCAGUUUGAUGAGUGUCAUCGGCGCUGUGUUGGUAACUUCGUCUGUUGUAUUAAUUGGCCUGCGAAAAUGGAUAAUGUCUAUGCCUGCUACAUCAAGUUUAAAAAAAAAGUUAGGUUUUCUAUUCUUAUGACAAAAUUGGUACUUUUUGUUUGUGCUUUGAGUUAUGUACCAACAUAUGAUGAACAAGUAAUUUAUUUUUAUUUAGUAAUUACUAAUUUUUUAAUUUUAAUUCAAUACAUUGUUAUAAAGUGUCAUUUUUAGAAUUAGAACUGAGUUUUGUAUGUAUUUUUUCAUUUAUUUCUGUCCAAGAAAAGACUGCAGUGAUAGGAUAGUAUAUAAGCACAAACUGUAUCAUCUUUAUUAUGGUAUCCAUAGUUUUAUAAAAUAUACAAUUUUUAUUUGUUGUAAAAAUUGAAUUUUUUUGUUUAAAUUAUUUUUAUGUGUAGGUAUAGUUCUUUUAGUCAAUGUUAUGAACUCAGAUUAUAUAACUUGCAAUUAUUGUUAAUUACUUAUCUUUCAUGUAUACAUAAAACAAAUUUGUUUAUAGAAUACAAUUGUAUGAGUUAGUUUAAAUGUUAAAUAAUUACCAUAUUAUAAUUUUUAAUGAAACUUACUAGUAUACUUCAGUGCAAUUUAUAUUACGAACAAUUUAAAAUUGAAU